Messenger RNA from Aspergillus tanneri, 1227 nucleotides. RefSeq names its product DASH complex subunit ask1 (gene ASK1). The record is from RefSeq and is a predicted model, not a curated record. The coding region runs from base 1 to 1227 and encodes 408 amino acids. Lineage: Eukaryota; Fungi; Ascomycota; Eurotiomycetes; Eurotiales; Aspergillaceae. Gene Ontology annotation, cellular component: DASH complex; mitotic spindle pole body; mitotic spindle. Gene Ontology annotation, biological process: attachment of spindle microtubules to kinetochore. The transcript has 4 exons.
AUGGCCCAGCGUCCCUUGACGCUGACGGAGGAACUGGAGAAACUCGAACAAUCAAUUACCCUCACGCUGCAAGAGAUUGACCACAAUUUCAGCCAGGCCCAUCGGAUCGUCACCACCAGCAUCCUUCCCAUCGUCGAACAAUACGCAGAUCACUCGAAAGAUGUCUGGGAAGGGGCCAAAUUUUGGAAACAGUUCUUCGAAGCAAGCGCCAAUGUCUCCCUAUCCGGUUACGAGGAGAAACCCGACGAAGAUACGAUGCAGGAACCGACCGUGACGGAAGAGGACUCCACAACUAACAUCACCCAAAGCAGCUACAGCGAAAGCGCUUCCUACGAAACCCCGUCUUCUGAGCGGGCUGACAGGAACCAUCAAGCCGACGACCUAGAGCUCACAUCGCUCAGCCUCUCAUCUCACAGCACCCCUCGUACGUUUCAUGAAAGGGGACAUCCAGAUAACGAUACCACCGUUACCUCGUCCAUCGCGCAUCCCUCCCCGUAUAAGGAAACCGAGCCAACCUUUGAGGGAGACGACGCCGUACUACCCUCCACACCAGGCAGGACUCCGUCCAGGCCACAGCACGAAUAUUCGCGUCACAACCCCUCGCUUGAUACCCCCAUGUCAUCUUCUCCCUUCGUUCCGCCCGUCUCCCAUAAAUCGGAAUCCGAUCCUGUGAUGCACCGUCUGCAAGACAAGACAUAUCGUAUCCAGGCCACCCCUCUCAGCAAACCCUACAGCGGGGCUAGUCGCUCCAAAUUCACAGUCACCCCGAAGCAGUCAGCGUCUAAGUUUGCAUUCGACGACUCUCCGAUUUCCAGCCCCGAGCCCGAAGCCCCUCAGCUGCACGCGGAGAUCUUCUCCUCGCCCCUCAAGGCCGCAACCCCGGGCACGAACCGAAGGAGACGCACAAGCAGCCAUCUGCGCAUCACGCCACAGCCCGGAACAAGCGUGUUGACCCCAGUGAAAAGCGGAGGCAGGAACCGACGCGUCUGGGACAGUGAUGAUGAAUAUGAUGACGACGAAGUCCUAGGCCCAAGUCCCCCGAAAACCAUGCAGUUUCAUAUUCCGCAGAGCCGUCUGAUGAGGACUCCUGCCAAGGAAGCAUCAAAGCGGAUCGUCGAGGAUCUCCUAUUCACUGCAGGUGCAAACGACACCACGGAUGACCUGCCCGACGAGCAAAGUCCCAGUGUCAUUCGGCGCGUGGAGCGACUGGAAGAUGAAACCUUUUAA